AUGGAUAUGUUGGCAACACACACACCUGCCGGUGAAUGGAUCACGAAUGACAGGCAGAUAUUAGAUAGUUUUGGAAGACUGUACAACAAUCCGGAAAUCAGUGAUGUUACGCUUCAUGUGGAAGACACAACGUACUAUGCCCAUAAGGUGUUCCUUGCCAAUGCUAGUGACGUAUUCAAAGUUAUGCUUACCAGUAGAGACUGGCAAGAUUCCUCUAAGCCUGAUAUCUACCUUGAUGAGCCAUACGCCACGGCCACGGUAUUUGGAGAGUUUUUAAGGUACAUAUACACGGGACAAAUCUACAUCAACACAGAUGUGGCCGUGUCACUGCUCAUGCUGGCAGACAAAUACAACAUGGUUGAUCUCAAGAAAGCCUGUCAGUCUUUCAUGGAGCGAAACUUCGUUACCAUUGCUGCUGAGAACCACGUACUUUCCUGGUACCAAUACAGUAAGCGAUGUGGACACAAAGACCUAGAACGAAUCUGCUAUAUGUUUAUACAGAACAACAUGGAUAUUAUACUCGAGUCUCCAGACUGGCAUUCCAUGGAAAAAGAAACACUACUUAUGAUUCUGAGGAGCUCCGAUAUUAUUUUGACUGAUGAACAUAAGCUGUAUCUGGGCGUGGAGGACUGGCUGACACAACCAAUCAAUGAAAAUGAUUUACAACAAAAUUUGAAAGACACCCUGCAACAUGUUAGAUUUCCAAUGAUGACGCCCAAACAACUCAUCUCAAUAGAGAAACGUGAAUUUGUAAAAGAAAACUGGCAGCACUAUCAAGAGUGUAUGCUCAAUGCUUAUAGAUUUAAUUCUGUGCCACAGUGUUUACGACAGAAUGAGAAUUUUGAUGAAGUUGAAAUUUACACACACAGAAACUAUACUCAUGCCGAAUAUAAUAUUUGUGCCACAAUUAAAAUAACACAAUACUCUCAAAGAAAACCAUUUGAGUAUUCGUGUAGUUUUGAUGCAGCCAAGACUGGAUCAUAUGCAGAUAACUGUCACAAGUACAAGUGGGAGUUGCAAUUCUGGCCCAGAGGACUCCAGAAACCUGCUCUGACAGAGUUUGGAAAUGCGUACAUGAUUCAGACAGACGAAGUUACUUUAGCAAUUACUCCCCAAGGACGAAAUGAGAAUGCCUUCAAGAUAGUGGCAGCAGUUAUUGGAUAUGAAGAUGGACUGCAAUAUGUUAAACAUGUACAUCGUAUAACACACGAUUUUGGGACUAAGAUGAUGUUUAGAAUUAAACAUUUGAUAAAGUUGGGUGACUUGAUGUCAGAUAGUUCAAAAUAUCUUAAUGCAGACUGCCUGCAAGUUUACGUGAUAAUUAGACAGGUGUGA
Saccoglossus kowalevskii is the source of this 1335-nucleotide messenger RNA. Its product is annotated as BTB/POZ domain-containing protein 17-like. Lineage: Eukaryota; Metazoa; Hemichordata; Enteropneusta; Harrimaniidae. The record is from RefSeq and is a predicted model, not a curated record. Gene Ontology annotation, molecular function: protein binding.